Messenger RNA from Diospyros lotus (date-plum), 2422 nucleotides. RefSeq names its product sterol 3-beta-glucosyltransferase UGT80A2. Gene Ontology annotation, molecular function: hexosyltransferase activity; UDP-glycosyltransferase activity. The record is from RefSeq and is a predicted model, not a curated record. The transcript has 14 exons. Gene Ontology annotation, biological process: carbohydrate metabolic process. Bases 255 to 2135 code for a protein of 626 amino acids. Lineage: Eukaryota; Viridiplantae; Streptophyta; Magnoliopsida; Ericales; Ebenaceae.
GAGGGGCACGCAUCCGUCCCCGUUGUCCAUUGCGGUUUUUCUGUGCCUUGUUUGAGUUCUAGCACAAUCUCAAUUCUCAGACCCACUCCUCUGAACGUGCCGACCUACGCUCUCCCUCUCUCUCUCCCCCUCCCUCGGUAACGAUCCAGCAUCUGCAGAUCUUUCAUCACAGAAUCAUUAGGUAAAAGGUAUUUGUGGAAUUGUCUGCCGAUCUGAAUCAGGAACAGCGGGAGGAGUCGGCGGCGGCGGGGCCAAUGUCAGAGCAGAAGGUCAGUCACGGAACGUCUCCGGUGAGUUCCGGCGAAGUUCCGGACAAGCAGGAGCAGCAAGCGACUGGUGGAAGUAGCAGUAGUGGUCCUGAAUCGGAUGGCGGAGCGGCGGUUGCGCUUGGCAGUACACUCUCCAAUGGAGCUGGGACGGCUGGAAAAAAUGUCCCAAGACUAAGUGCUAUGCCAGUGGAGGUAUCAAGUUCCAAUUUAGCAGAGCCCCCUUCAAAUCGGCUUAAGCUGGAAAGAGCAAAAACUGAGAAGCAGCAUAGAAGCAGCAAUAUACUUGCUGAAGAGGCAGCACAAAUUUUUGAUGACAAAAUUUCUGUUAAGCAGAAGCUAAAAUUGUUGAACAGAAUAACUACAGUGAAAGAUGAUGGAACUGUAGAGUUUGAAGUUCCAGUAGAUGCUGAACCCCAGGCUUUUGGUGUUGAAUCUACUGCCGUCAAUAAUGAAGCUGAUGAUGAACCUCUUGACACAAAAGACCAGUAUAUUCCACCACUUCAAAUAGUGAUACUUAUAGUUGGAACUCGUGGUGACGUGCAACCUUUUGUUGCCAUUGGCAAACGGUUGCAGGAUUAUGGUCACCGUGUUAGAUUGGCAACUCAUGCAAACUUCAAGGAGUUUGUGUUGACUGCUGGGCUGGAGUUCUAUCCUUUAGGCGGGGAUCCAAAAAUUCUUGCAGAAUAUAUGGUUAAAAAUAAAGGAUUCUUGCCAUCGGGGCCCUCAGAGAUACCUAUUCAACGAAACCAAAUAAAGGACAUAUUAUACUCUUUGCUUCCAGCAUGUAAAGACCCAGACAUAGACUCUGGCAUUGCUUUCAAAGCAGAUGCAAUCAUUUCCAAUCCUCCAGUAUAUGGGCAUACACAUGUUGCAGAGGCACUCAAAGUACCGCUCCAUGUAUUUUUCACAAUGCCGUGGACGCCAACUAGUGAAUUUCCACACCCUUUGUCCCGUGUUAAACAACCUGCUGGAUAUAGACUAUCCUAUCAAAUUGUUGACUCUCUGAUUUGGCUUGGAAUACGGGAUAUGAUAAAUGACCUUAGGAAGAAGAAGUUGAAGUUACGGCCAGUCACUUAUUUAAGUUGUUCGCAAGGCUCACAAAGCUCAGAAUCUGAUGUGCCUUAUGGAUACAUUUGGAGUCCUCACCUUGUUCCAAAGCCAAAAGGCUGUUCUCACCUCUUGUUUCCAGACUGGGGACCAAAGGUGGAUGUGGUAGGAUUUUGCUUCCUUGAUCUUGCAUCAAAUUAUCAACCUCCUCAGGAGCUUGCUGACUGGCUUAAAGCUGGAUCAAUGCCGAUUUAUAUUGGAUUUGGAAGCCUGCCUGUUCAAGAGCCUGCAAAAAUGACCCAAAUAAUUGUGGAAGCGCUUGAAAUAACCGGACAAAGGGGCAUCAUUAAUAAAGGCUGGGGUGGCCUUGGUACCUUGGCAGAACCAAAGGACUUUGUAUACUUGCUGGACAAUAUCCCUCAUGAUUGGUUGUUCUUACAAUGUGCAGCUGUGGUGCACCAUGGGGGUGCAGGCACAACAGCCGCUGGCCUUAAAGCUGCGUGCCCAACGACGAUUGUCCCCUUUUUUGGUGACCAACCUUUCUGGGGAGAGCGGGUGCAUGCCAGGGGAGUAGGCCCUUCACCUAUACCAGUGGACGAAUUCUCACUUCCCAAGCUGGUUGAUGCGAUUCGAUUCAUGCUCGAUCCCGAGGUGAAGGAGCGGGCGAAGGAACUUGCAAAGGCCAUGGAAAAUGAAGAUGGAGUGAGUGGAGCGGUGAAAGCCUUCCUUAAGCAUCUUCCUUGCAAGGAGCCUGGAACCGAGGCAGCGCCGGCACCCUCCAAUAUGUUCUCGAUAAGUAAAUGCUUCGGUUGCUCUUGAGUGGAUAAGUUUUCGGCGUCUUCUAUCACAUUCUGACAAAACAUUUCAACCGAUGCGGGUAAUGUGUGUUUCUCUAAACCCAGACUCCGCCAACCCUCCCUCUGUUUAUAGUAUAGUAUUGUAGCCCUGCUCUGCAAAUCCCAUCCCUGGCCCUAUACCUGUAUUUAUUUUCAUUUAUCCUGCUUCGUUAUUCAUUCAAUUAAAGAAAUGUUGUCUCCCUCUCUUCUUUUUGUUUUUCCUUGUUUUUAUUGGUAGUGACUUUAAAGUUUGUCCUUUUUGCUCCCCAA